This is a messenger RNA of Debaryomyces fabryi, 699 nucleotides long. RefSeq lists its product as uncharacterized. NCBI's taxonomy places the organism in Eukaryota, Fungi, Ascomycota, Pichiomycetes, Serinales, Debaryomycetaceae. Gene Ontology annotation, cellular component: EMC complex; membrane. The transcript has 2 exons. Bases 1 to 699 code for a protein of 232 amino acids. Gene Ontology annotation, biological process: protein folding in endoplasmic reticulum. The record is from RefSeq and is a predicted model, not a curated record.
AUGGUUUUGGUAGGUUUAUUAAGGUCUAAUAUUACAUUAUUACUUACGCCAGCCCCGAAAUUAACACCCUACAAAACGUCAAGAGAAAAACAAUUUUUGAAUAGGGCUAUUUGUUUUAGAAGAAAUAAUGGGAUUUUGACUCCUGGUGACUUUGAAUCUAGACAACAAUAUUAUAUUGAAAAAUUGAAUUCAUCGGAUUUUUAUGCUGAGAAACCUGAUCUGGAUGGCAAUCCACCGAACCCAUUCACCGAUCCUUCUACUAAUGACGCAAUGAUGAGCAUGGUGAAAGGAAAUUUAAUGAAUUACAUUCCACAAACGUUGAUUAUGGGAUGGGUCAAUUACUUCUUCGCAGGGUUCGUAGUUAUGAAACUUCCAUUCCCUCUUACUGACGGGUUUAAGAGUAUGUUACAGAGUGGGGUUGCUACACCUUCUUUGAAUGUUCGUUAUGUAUCGUCCAUCUCCUGGUACUUUGUCAAUUUGCUUGGGUUGAAACCAGUCUACUCUUUGCUUAUGAAUGAUUCAAAGAUUGUCGACCAAAUGAUGCAACAACAGCAGCAACAGCAAAUGCCAAACAUAGGUGGGCCUGGUGCUCCAAAAGUAGAUAAAGUUUUCAAGGCUGAAGCAGAAAAUAUUCAAAUUUUAUCUCACGAAUCCAUAUUUGAUGGAAUUGUAGAUAGAGUUCUAAACCAAUCUGAUUAA